Molecule: messenger RNA, 1734 nt
Organism: Rodentolepis nana
Lineage: Eukaryota; Metazoa; Platyhelminthes; Cestoda; Cyclophyllidea; Hymenolepididae
Source: the annotation of a GenBank genome assembly
AUGCGAUCGAGCGAUUCGAAACGUUCUCCCAUGAGUGCCAACAUCUUACCGAUCGAAACCGCAACCCGACUAACUACGAGUUUGCUUAGAGAUAAGCAAUUAAACCAGCAACGGCUCAGAACACCAACAUCCCGAGGGGGUUCUGUUCUCAAUACGGAAUUAGCUGUCGAAAGUCGUCCAAAAACAGGAAUUCUUGGAAUCAAAUCGACAAAUCCAAAAAGCUCUCUUCAAUUUCGCCGACGAAUCGAAGACCGCAGCUACUAUAUUGGUCUGCUUAGAGAACGCAUUACUGCAAUUACUGUUGAGUUAAAAACUAUUAUGGCAGAAUAUUCAGUUGCAGAAGAAGAAGCUAGGAGCUUUGGUCAUUAUGAAAAGAUGGCAGAAAAUCUGGCAGCGGAACUCAGAGAUCUUCAGGGGGAAUUGGGUGAUUACAACACUCUUAUUGAUAAAGCAACUCUUGGCCAUGACUUGUCGUCCAUUGAACUUGACUGGGAAGACUUGAAAGCUGCUAAUGAUCGCGCUGAAGUUAGCCUAGAGCACCAUUUUGAGAAACGCAAGAAGGCUGAAGAUCAGCUAAAGUCUGCCCAAAUAGAACUGGAACAGGAAAGGCGCAUUGCCGAAUGCAUUAUUGAAGACAUGGACGAUGAACAAAAGGCGAAGUACCUUAAGCUUAGAAAUCAAAGUGAUUUCUUUCUUCAACAACUUUCAACCGGCCACAGCAAAUUAACGGAAAUGUUAGAAAGAUGCAACGAGUUAGAAUUGGAGAUUUCGACAUCAAGUAUUAGACAGGAAGCAUUGUGUAUUUUUAGAAAAUUAAGAGAUGUUGAAGCUAAGAGAGACCAAUUACAGGCAGAAGAAGAUAAUAAGGAAGAUCCGCAGAUCGAAAAGGAACGUUUAUUAGCGAAAAUAAAGGAAGAUAACCGAGAAACAGCAAGCAUGGAAAGAGAAAUUCGCGAACUGAAUGAAAGGAUCCAAGUUGAUGAGUUAUUACUCAACCAGCUUUGCACCCAGUUAAGUGACCAAUCUGCCAAUGAACGAGAUCCAACGGUUAUGGAGCUGAAUCUUCGAAAAGCCCAAAUAAACGAUUUCUUUUCUGCAAAACAUCAAAUUGUUAAAGCUCUAGGCCGGUGCUCUCAGUAUAUUGCUAAUAUCGAACAAGCGAUAGGAAGUAAAACUGUUUCAGAAGCUAACAUGGAUGCCGUAGAAGAUCAGCUGAAUGAGCCAAGCAAGUCAGAAAACACUGCAGAAGCUCUUGAUACUGAAAAAUCUAUGCUGUUAAACUAUUUAAAGAAGAUUGAUCAGUUGGAGAUUAAAGUAACAGAGGAACUAGAGGCGCUUAAAACAAAUGUCAUGACAAUUGAAUCCGACUUGAAUAAGUUGAACAAUAUCGCUUCAAAUGACGAAACAUCAGAAGAAAGGAAAGCCUCUUUACUGAAGGAGAUUGAAAAACUUAAAGAAACGCGUGCAAAUCUGGCUGUUAUUACGUCCCAACUAGAGGCCCAAAACACAUCCAUGGAAGCAAACCUCAAUUCCAAUGAAACACAUAUCCAAUUGUGCACCUUGGAGAAGAGGCUCACUGCAUGCGAAACGAGAAAGCAAGCUCUCUCAAAGGCAAUUGAAACAAAGAAAUUUGAAAGUGACUAUUCUUUCACCGCCAUGAAAGCCAAAUCACUUUUGGCUGAUUAUAAUCAAGCACUCAAAACUGAGCUCAUGGUUAAACCGUUAGCAUUAUGA